CCAUUGGUUGGCCGCCUAUAGAAUAUAGUCUGCCGUGGAUCGUCGGACCGUUCAGUCUUUUUGUGUCGUUCAGUACCAUCCGAUUCGUGUGAUCGACAGCAUCGCUCAAUUUUUUUUCAUUUUUUUUCUAAUUCCUUGAAGUAACUACAAACACAAAUCAAAAUGGCUGAUGAUGAGGCUAAGAAGGCUAAACAGGCUGAGAUCGAGCGCAAGCGCGCUGAGGUGCGCAAGCGCAUGGAGGAAGCCUCCAAGGCCAAGAAGGCCAAGAAGGGUUUCAUGACCCCAGAAAGGAAGAAGAAACUCCGGUUGUUGCUGCGCAAGAAAGCCGCUGAGGAAUUGAAGAAAGAACAGGAACGCAAAGCGGCUGAACGUAGACGCAUCAUUGAAGAACGUUGCGGCAGCCCCAGAAAUCUUAGUGAUGCCAGUGAAGCCGAACUGCAAACAAUAUGCAAACAAUAUUGGCAACGCCUUUACAAUUUGGAGGGCGAUAAAUUUGAUUUAGAGCACGUGCAAAAACUCAAAGCACAAGAGAUCAACGAUCUCAAUGCCCAAGUUAACGAUCUUCGCGGCAAGUUCGUUAAGCCAGCUCUGAAGAAGGUCUCCAAAUACGAAAACAAAUUCGCCAAGCUGCAGAAGAAGGCCGCUGAAUUCAACUUCCGCAACCAACUUAAGGUGGUUAAAAAGAAGGAGUUCACAUUGGAGGAGGAAGAGAAGGAGAUAAAGAUAAAAGAUGCCUCUUCUCUAAAAACAGCCAAAAAGUAAGAAACCCGACUGGUCCAAGGGAAAGCCCGGUGAUGCCAAGGUGAAGGAGGAGGUUGAGGCCGAAGCUUAAGUGUCCACGUCCAGUAGUGCCCACUGAACCCGUGACUCCCGCCCUAAACAAAAUAAUAAUUCAAUAAAAAAUAUUCACAACAA
Molecule: messenger RNA, 915 nt
Organism: Drosophila innubila
Lineage: Eukaryota; Metazoa; Arthropoda; Insecta; Diptera; Drosophilidae
Gene: wupA
Product: troponin I
Exons: 9
Coding region: 163-762 (199 amino acids)
Biological process (GO): muscle contraction
Cellular component (GO): troponin complex
Source: RefSeq, a predicted model, not a curated record